Brachypodium distachyon (stiff brome) is the source of this 1923-nucleotide messenger RNA. Its product is annotated as chaperone protein dnaJ 10. The transcript is spliced from 10 exons. NCBI's taxonomy places the organism in Eukaryota, Viridiplantae, Streptophyta, Magnoliopsida, Poales, Poaceae. Bases 357 to 1496 code for a protein of 379 amino acids. The record is from RefSeq and is a predicted model, not a curated record.
CUUCAGAGUGACUCUUUGAUCCCAUUGCUCUCCUGCAGAAAGAGGAAGGAAAUAAAAUGCUCUGCUCCAGUCCAUUCCACCACCACUACGCCGUCCGGCGCGCUGGGCGACUAGUUUAAUCCUCCCCCGGCCGCGCCGCGCUGUGCGCUACUGGAAAGAUGGCCCUGUGGCCCGUGGGGGCUCCCCACCUCCUUGCGCCAUGAAUGAUGAUGACGAUGAUGAUGCGCCUUUUCUUCUUUCUGCUCUUCUUCCGUCGGCCACUUCCUCUUCCAUGCUCUGCUGGUCUCUCUCCCUUCUACUUCUUGCUGCGUUUCCAGAGGCUGCCCGGUGUUGUUCUUGGCUAGGACGCGGCGGCGAUGGCGAAGGAGACCGAGUACUACGACGCGCUCGGCGUCUCCCCCGCCGCCUCCUCCGACGAGAUCCGCAAGGCCUACUACGUCAAGGCGAGGCAGGUGCAUCCUGACAAGAACCCCAACGACCCCCAAGCGGCCGACAAGUUCCAGGCUCUUGGAGAAGCCUACCAGGUCCUGAGUGACCCUCUGCAGAGGAAGGCCUACGAUGGCUAUGGCAAGAAUAGCAUAUCCAGAGACAACAUUCUGGAUGGUGCUGUCGUGUUCACCCUUCUAUUCGGGAGCGAACUGUUCGAGGACUACAUUGGCCAUCUUGCAAUGGCAACAAUGGCUUCCUCUGAGAUGGCAAACGGCGACAGCGACAACCCCGAGAAGCUUCAGGACAGGCUCAAGGGUGUGCAAAGGGAACGAGAAGAGAAGCUAGCUAGAUUCCUUAAGGAUUUCCUGUCGCAAUAUGUUCGUGGCGACACGGAAGGAUUCACUCGUCGGGCCGAAUCUGAGGCAAAGAGGCUUUCUAGCACUUCAUCUGGACUAGAUAUUCUUCGAACCAUCGGAUACGUAUACUCCCGACAAGCUGCAAAGGAGCUUGGAAAGAAGGCCAUGUACCUGGGAGUUCCAUUCCUGACAGAGUGGGUGAGGAACAAGGGCCACCUUUGGAGGUCACAGAUCACAGCAGCGAAAGGAGCCCUGCAGCUUCUGCAGCUGCAGGAGGAGGCCUGCAGGCAGAGUGCCAAGGAUGGCUGUGCUGCCACCGAGAGGGAUGUUGACUUGCAGAUGAGGAUGAACAAGGACCUGAUGAUGAGUUCAAUAUGGAAGCUAAAUGUUGUGGAUAUUGAAGUGACCCUCCUACAUGUUUGUGAAAUGGUGCUGCAUGAAAAUAACGUCAAGAAAGAGGAUCUCAAGGCCCGUGCAAUGGCCUUAAAAAACCUUGGAAAAGCAUUUCAGAGGGACAAGGAGGCAUUACCAGGGCCAUCAAAACAAACCGUUCUUGAUGAUGACAGCAGCUCAGAUGAAAGUUCGGAUGAGGAAGUCUCACGGACAGUGACAUUUCGAACUCCUGCAGUUACUCAGGGAAUUGGCAGGUUAUUCAGGUGCCUAUGCAACCCAGCGUAUGAUGUUGACGAUGACUUUGAACCCCGAAAAUGAGUUGCGAAGACACAGCGCAAGUAUGAAACCGUUUCAAACAUCUCUUGAGUUUUUGCCAGAUACAUUCUUCGGAAUAGUUGGGAUAAUGCUGCACCAUCAUCCUUUAAUUAUCUGAGGAUAUACAUGUAUAUUGCUGCUUCAGCACUGGUGAUUCAAACUUUAGAUCCCCCAUUUUGACUCUCCCGUGAACAGUAGUUUCUAAAUUUUUUUCUUUUAAAAAAUAGAUCAUAUCGGAUUGUGCCGUGUUUGCUCUAAUUGUUUGGUUUUGGUGUUUCUGAAAAGCAAAUACAAAGAAGUCAAUGUGGAAGUCCAUUUUCUGAUUCCGAAAUAGUAUGGGAAGUUUCUGACAGGAACAGAAAACCAUUGUUUGAUCGUACACUGUAUUGCACCUGCAAGGAUGUUAUGAUUUAACACUUGAUUCGUACAA